AUGGGUGGCUGGAGUGAGGUGCUUCCAUUGGUAGAGUUCACGUACAAUAACAGCUACCACUCCAGUAUAGAAUUUCUGCAGCAGACUUUUGAGAAAGUCAAGACAAUUCAGGAGAGAAUGAGGGCUACUCAGAGCAGACAGAAGUCAUACGCAGAUAAAAGGAGGCGGCCACUAGAGUUUGAAGCUGGGGACCAUGUAUUUCUCAGAGUGACACUGACGGCAGAUCCAUCUCACAUACUGGAGUCAGACGAUAUUCAGAUCCGGGAAGACUUGACGGUGACCAUUAGACCAGUGCAGAUCCUCGACUCGCAAGUGAAGAAGUUAUGA
Molecule: messenger RNA, 327 nt
Organism: Vigna unguiculata (cowpea)
Lineage: Eukaryota; Viridiplantae; Streptophyta; Magnoliopsida; Fabales; Fabaceae
Source: RefSeq, a predicted model, not a curated record